Messenger RNA from Vanrija pseudolonga, 1097 nucleotides. Its product is annotated as Dihydroanticapsin 7-dehydrogenase. The record is from RefSeq and is a predicted model, not a curated record. Gene Ontology annotation, molecular function: oxidoreductase activity, acting on NAD(P)H, oxygen as acceptor. Lineage: Eukaryota; Fungi; Basidiomycota; Tremellomycetes; Trichosporonales; Trichosporonaceae. The transcript has 5 exons. The coding region runs from base 10 to 1023 and encodes 337 amino acids. Gene Ontology annotation, cellular component: intracellular anatomical structure.
CAGCUGACGAUGGGUGAAUGGCUUGUCUCCGGGCCGGAAAUGGCACCGGGUCGUCGUCAGCCGAGCGGGCGAGGUCCUGCGAGAGACACGACAACCGGGACGGUAUAUAGUGGGCAGGAGCGGCGCGAGGCCCGCUGCAGCUGCGUCGACAUACUUGAUCUCACUACGAUGGCCACUGGAACGAACCCAACCUCGGUCCUGGGCACCAACCCCGCCCCGUCCCUCUUCUCCCUGUCCGACCGCACAAUCCUAGUCACCGGCGGCGCGCGCGGCCUCGGACUAACCAUAGCCCAUGCGCUGCUCGAGGCCGGCGCCGACGUCGUCGCGUUCGACCUGCUCCAGCCCGUCGAGCCAGACUGGGCCAACGCGCAGGCGGCGGCCGCGAAGGCAGGCACAUCGCUCGCCUAUGUGCCGCUCGACGUGACCGACGCGGAUGCGGUCGAAGUAGCCGUAGCCGACGCCUUCCGCUCCGCGCGCACGCCAGUCCGCGGGCUGUUCCACGCCGCGGGGAUCCAGCUGCUCCGCGACGCACUCGAGAUCCGGCCCGACCAGUGGCGCAAGAUCAUCGACGUGAACCUCACCGGCGCGUUUCUGGUCUCCGCGGCAUUCGGGCGCAGCUGGGUCGCGCAGGGGAACGGCGAGGCGAACAUCCCUGGCCAAGGCGCGGCGAUCGCGCUCGUGGCCAGCAUGAGCGGGCGCGUGGCGAAUCGCGGGCUCGAGUGCGCGGCGUACAACGCGAGCAAGGCUGGCGUUGCGCAGCUCGCGCGCAACUUGGGGAUGGAGUGGGGCGGCAAGGGGAUUAGGGUUAACUCCCUCUCGCCAGGCUACAUCCGUACCGCCCUCACGGAAGCACUGAUUGUCGAGCGGCCUAGCGUGCUGCAGGAGUGGACGGCGGGGAGCUUGCUCGGGCGGCUGAGCACCGCUGAUGAGUUUAGGGGCCCCGCCAUCUUCCUCCUCUCCGACGCGUCGAGCUUCAUGACGGGCUCGGACCUGGUCGUCGACGGCGGCCAUACGGCGGUGUAGCGGGGGGGAGGGGGGGGGGGCAGAUACAGCCGUACUACGGCUCGGGCAAGUGGGUGAAGGUAGUGCAGAUGAAC